AUGGGAAAUCCCGUCUCCGUUUUCUCGUCGUCAACUUUUUUUUUCAUAACUUGGCUCUUGUUUCAACGAUUCGCUAACGCAUCACUCCCAUGCACGAAACCAAUUCAAAUUUAUCACGAGAAUCCAACGACUGGAGUUGUCUACUCACCAAAUUGGCCAGAUCCCUAUCCGAAUCGGGUGAACUGUGUCUACAAUUUGUCAACAACCGCUUCGAAUGUGGUUCACUUAAUCUUUUCCCAUUUCGAUCUCUCACCCCGUUCCCAACGUUCUCAUCAAUGUCUAGACGCGUAUUUGAUUAUUAUUGUCGUCGAUCGACAAGGAAGACAACAUAUUGGCGAUCGAAUUUGCGGCGGCGAUCAAUUCGAGCGCGUUUUCGAGACGAUGCAAUCGAAUAUCCUUCUCGAGUUUGUCUCCUACACAAAUACUGUGCGAAGUGGCUUCAAAAUCGAGUACCAAUUCAUCUCUGAAGGCUCAAUCCGGCAACCGACUUCCUUGUAUUUUGAUGCAGAUCGAACCUAUGAAGCUGCAUGCGGUGGAAGGAAUGAGGCGGGUACCCAUUGGGGUGAGAUCACGUCCCCCGGUUUCCCCCUCUCCUACCCGAAGAAUAUCUCGUGCUCGUGGCUUGUCCGCGUUGAUCCGAGUCAACGCAUCUACGUCCGCCUCAUUCAUCUCAACAUCUCCGAUAUCAAAGAAUGCGAAUUUGGUGUGCUCUCGGUGGCGAAUGGGUAUCGCCAUGAGUUGAAUGUGCAACGAAGAGACGAUCGACGACUUGAGCACUCGGAAGCAAAAUUUUGUGGAAAUCUCAAAUUCUACGAGGAAGAGGGCCUUCGCUCGUACAUCACAACAGGGAAUCGAUUGUUGAUACGGUUCAAAACCGGCGCGCGGACACCGUUACGCGGUGAUGACGAGUCGAAAGUCGGGUUUAAGUUGAUCUGGACGGCGAUCAACGCAAUCAUUGACGAGACAUCGACCGGGAUGAUUCAAAAUGAGCCCGCCUGCAACGAGUUCACAUGUCACGGUGGACUUCUCUGCGUCGAGCACGGUCAGGGAAUCUGUCAGCCAAAAUCCCAAUUCUGCAUUGACUCAUCCCUUGUCUGCAACGGGGUCCCCAAUUGUGCUGAAGGGGAUUUCUCGGACGAGUUUCACUGUCACUCAACGGAGAUCUUCGUGAGCGGUGGAGCGGCUCUUUUCUGUCUCCUUCUCGUCAUCGGCGCUGUCAUGUGUUGCGAGAGGGCAAGACGGAAAUCAGCCAUACAAAAAGCGCUCAGCAGCUCCGAACGUUCCUCAUCAAACGCCCCCAAGAACGGGCGUCCCGUUUGGGAGGAUCGGAAACCCCGACAACCGCAGCGA
Molecule: messenger RNA, 1350 nt
Organism: Mesorhabditis belari
Lineage: Eukaryota; Metazoa; Nematoda; Chromadorea; Rhabditida; Rhabditidae
Source: the annotation of a GenBank genome assembly